CUGAGGUUGCAGGGAAAACAACUAUUCCCGCCGUAGAGAGAGUCAUUGACGAACGAUUGAGUACAAGUCCGGCCAAAGAUGAGCAGUACGUCCACGUGGAGAUGAAAAAAGACGCGCGUGUUGCCUUGGAUAUAAAGUACGAGCCUGAAGACGGGGAGCAGGAUUGGUCAGAAUCUGUGCCGCUCAGCAAGGAUCGGCUGGAAGAGGACCCAAAGACGAGCCAAUCACACGCAGAACAGAAAAUCUUUGAGGAGACUAGCUGUGGCACAUCAGAGGCAGCCGUAGCUGCUGCUAACGGUGGUGAAGGACCCCUCUGUGAGGAGAAGGAGGAGCUGCACAUGCAGCCCUGCCCUGCAGGAGACCCAGAGAAGGGGCUGCAAGCCGAACUGAAGCAGGAGCCCGACGGGGAGCCUCUCACCCCUGGACACCCCCUGCCAGGAUCUGGAGAGGGGCUGGAGGUCCAGUGCGCGUGGAGCAAGGCCACCAGAUCGGGAAAGGUUCAGGAAAUGCUCCGACAGCACGGAGGAAGCUCGGAGCCUGGAGGUGCGCGGUCAAACGACCGAUUCUCUCCUCGCCAUUACAGAGCUUCUCGGAGGCUGCGCUCUGAGAAGAACGAGGGCCCAACGUCACACCCCGGCAGGGCGCCUGAUGCCAUUUCGGCAGAGAUGGCGGUCCCUCUGGGUUCUCCGGGACAGCGUGCUGGAAGCACCCUGUGCGCGGAAAAGCACCAGCGGAUUCACAGCAAGUGCGGUAGAAGGUUCUCCCAGAUCAGCAAUCUUAAAACUCACCAGAUUACUCACACCAGAGAGAAAUGCUUCCGCUGCACGUUGUGCAGUAAGAGCUUUGGCCGUCUCUGUGACCUUAAGUAUCAUCAGAGUGUCCACACAGGAGAGAAACCACACAGCUGUGACGAGUGUGGGAAGAGCUUUGCCAAACUGUGCAAUCUCAAGUCUCACCAGAGUGUGCAUACAGGAGAGAAACCACACAGCUGUGACGAGUGUGGGAAGAGCUUUGCCCAUCUGUGCACCCUCAAGACUCACCAGAGGGUGCACACCGGGGAGAAACCGUACAGUUGCUCGCUGUGCGGCCGCGGUUUCUCCUGGAACAGCGGCCUUCAGAGACACAUACUGUCUCACAGCGCGGUGUAAAAAAUUAGGGGACCUUUGAGCGAAAAUCAAAGAUCUUAACCUGUCCUCCUCGGCGAGCAGUUCCACUUCAUGUGCCGCAGAGCAGGACACAUGGACCCCAUUUUACACAGAGCUCACUUAGUCUGGCCUUCUCAGCUCAGGGAAUCGUAGAACCACAUACCUGCUCUGAGAAGGCAGUUGAACACACUCCUCCAUAAUCAGAGACACCUGUGAGGCAAUUUGUCCCAAAAAGUAUUAUAGAGCUCACUGUAUUUUGAGAAAUAAUAUUUGGCAUGGAUUUUUAUUGUAUAAUUGUUCACCUUUAAAAAAAAAAAAAAAAAAAAAAAUCUUACCAAUGACCAUCAAUAAAUUGGAUUUGGAUUUUAUGUUUUAGUAAAACUGGCAUGCAAGCAUCACCCUCCCCAGUGAGCCAGAACUGGCAGCUUGGACUCUGCUAUAGUACAGACUGGCCCCCGCAGCUUGCUGUACAUUUCCAGGAAGCACAAACAAAUACUACAGUUCUGACCUGUCAGUGACCUGUCAAUCAAAGCCCACACUUGGGCUCAAUCAAAGGGAGAAUUGAACGACCAACAAUAUUGUUUGCUUUCAUUGGAAAUAAGCUUGUUUUGGUAGACAUUAGCUGGUUUUAUUAAUAAAGAAAUGUGGAUGAGGACUAAAUGCCAAACGUGUUGGUUUCCAGUGGAUUCCAGUAUAAUGGCGCAUGACAUGUUAACUUUUCUUUUGACUGAGAUCUUCCUUGUCCAUUUUCUUUGUCAUUGUAACUGGAUGCAGCGAAAAUAUAUUUCUCAAGGUCAGUUUAUUGCGUGUACGGAGUGAUUUUAAACAAAAUGAAAAGUCUUUGCAUUUGGAUGAGAAAUAAAACGUGUUUUUUCAUAACGAUCA
Molecule: messenger RNA, 2030 nt
Organism: Anguilla anguilla (European eel)
Lineage: Eukaryota; Metazoa; Chordata; Actinopteri; Anguilliformes; Anguillidae
Product: zinc finger protein 2-like
Exons: 3
Coding region: 102-1148 (348 amino acids)
Biological process (GO): regulation of transcription by RNA polymerase II
Molecular function (GO): DNA-binding transcription factor activity; RNA polymerase II cis-regulatory region sequence-specific DNA binding
Source: RefSeq, a predicted model, not a curated record